UACCCCUUCUUACUGGACAAAUUUAUUGCCCCGCCCAAUACAAGUGACCUAACGCUAUUCAAACAUUCCGAUGUACGGGCGGAGGAUGCUUACAUAGUUGGACUUUUUCUAUAUAUUGUUUUCUAAAACGCUGUUAUUUUAACAAGUGGACUUAGAAUAUCGACAACGUGACACACAGAGAAAAAGAGGGAAACAUCUUUAAGAGUGUGAGCAAGAGUGUUAACAUUCUGACAUGUCCAUUCUAGACGAGCGCAACGAGUACCUGAAUAAUCCGUACCUUGACGACCACGGAUUCGAGUACGGCGACUUCACGACAUUCUAUGUCACAGUGGCCAUCUGUGCCAUCUUUGGUGGGAUUCUGUUUAUUCUGAACAUUGCGUUCUGUUGGUGUUCACGGCACCGGGAGUAUUGGCAGAAUCGUCAUACCGGCAAUAGAUGGAUCCAACCUUUGUGGACUGUGUUACCGCACAAAACGCCACCGCUUGAUCUCAGCGAAUUGGAGGCUGGUCAUAUCCCAUAUUCUCAAGUGAGGCAAGAGCAGUCUCCGAGUGUUGUACCGCAAGCGCAGGAGUAUCUGGAGAUGCAGAAGCGCGAGAGUGAGAUCUGAAAUAGCUGACAACGUCCAUUUCGUGAUCAGUG
Linepithema humile (Argentine ant) is the source of this 639-nucleotide messenger RNA. It is a transcript of the gene wrm1, whose product is annotated as wurmchen 1. NCBI's taxonomy places the organism in Eukaryota, Metazoa, Arthropoda, Insecta, Hymenoptera, Formicidae. The record is from RefSeq and is a predicted model, not a curated record.